GGUGAUAUGAUAACGAAGGCAGACUGCGCGCGAUUGCGAGGCUGCGGCUAGCGAGAGAAAACGUAUCGUGACGUCUCGGCCGGGCGGUGCAGUGAUCGGCUCGCUCUUGCUCUUGUGGAAAGCUGACGGGUGGCACUUUCCUUCGUCGCUCUUUCACCUGCCUACCUAGGUAGGCGUGACCAAGCUAUCGUGACCGCACUGCUCCACACACUUCCAACCUUGGAAGGUUCGUAAUCUCCGGCCAUUCCCCGAAUUUCACUGAGGCCAGUCUCUUCCUUCCCAUCAACCCUCAGACUGCGCUUUUGUCAACAAGACCCACCCUCUGGAUAUGAAGCCACUCUUCCUCCUUCGUGCGGCCGCACUUGUCAUCAGCCCCGUCGCCGCCAACAUCACCGAGCUCCCGGACGACCUACCGUGCGGCGUCGCUUUCUCCGUCCGCAACUCGACACGCAAUCUCCUCGCCGCUCUCCGAGACCCCACCAUUGACCCCGGUGCGCUCGGUGCCGCGGACGUCUUCGGCAGCAAUGCGGGACCCGGCCCGAAACCAUGGCUACGCGGCUCAAAUCUACUAGUCACGAUCCCGUACUGCUAUCGAGAGCCAUAUGAAAGGGCAUCGCUCGCGUGGCGUGUAGAGGAAGCCAUCAAGAUCUGGGAGAAUGCGCUCGGCGGCCAAGCCUCCAAGGAUACCGGCCAUGCCGUCGUGUUCAAGGAAACGACCGACCAGGGACGCCCGCUGUAUUGCUAUGACCUAGGUGCAAGCAACCGAUUCAAGUGGAAUGACGACAUUCCGUACGAGACAGUAUCUGUGGAAGCGGUUAGCAGCCCUGUCUUUAUCGCCUCGGCUACCAUCGGAUUCCUGUCUGACCCGCAACAGCCUGAACCGUGGGAGAUGUUCAUGAGGGUUGGACACUUUGCGUCGAGUGUCGACGUGGCGCAUGAGCUUGGCCAUGUGCUUGGAAUGGCACAUGAGCAUCAAAGGUUGGACCGCGACAAGUACGUCAAGUACAAUUGCUCCAACCUGCGCGACUACUACAGGAGGCUCCACGACGCUACGGCUAUGGAUCCUUCCAUAACACCCGAUAAACUCUGCAACGACUUCUACACGGCUUUGAGAUACGCCUUCACAGGCACGCAGUUCAUUCGCGGCACAAGUCCCGGCGCAUGGUCAAGGGGCUGGCCCGUUCAUUCUGCCAGUGAUGCCUACGACUACGACUCUAUCAUGCACUACGCAACGCAGGGGGCGUCAAGGAUCGGGUGUGCGGCUAACCAGCUAGAUAAGUGUGCGCUCACGAAGUACAAGAAUGGGCCUGGCAGACCGUGGGAGGUAAUGCCUAUUCCGAGGAAUACGGUGCCUUCCGGUGAAGACUUGUCGUGGGUCAGGAACGUAUACCCUUGGAAGGAGUAGGAGUGAGUAAGGUGUGGUUGAUGUGCGACUCACGGAGGAGUGGUACUCUCAGCUGGCCUAUGAGGAUAGGGGAUACAAGCAAGCAGUGCAGAUGUAUCCGG
Molecule: messenger RNA, 1506 nt
Organism: Trematosphaeria pertusa
Lineage: Eukaryota; Fungi; Ascomycota; Dothideomycetes; Pleosporales; Trematosphaeriaceae
Exons: 2
Coding region: 329-1405 (358 amino acids)
Biological process (GO): proteolysis
Molecular function (GO): zinc ion binding; metalloendopeptidase activity
Source: RefSeq, a predicted model, not a curated record